Populus nigra (black poplar) is the source of this 2220-nucleotide messenger RNA. RefSeq lists its product as uncharacterized. The record is from RefSeq and is a predicted model, not a curated record. Lineage: Eukaryota; Viridiplantae; Streptophyta; Magnoliopsida; Malpighiales; Salicaceae. Bases 262 to 2043 code for a protein of 593 amino acids. The transcript is spliced from 8 exons.
CCGGACAACACAAGACCAAACCCAACAGCCAACUCACUUUCUGCAAAUAUACCACAAGAACUUUUUGUCUUAACACAGACGUCCUCAUAUCCCCAUCAUUAUCAACGAACAUACCUCGAAAACACACACACACACAGAACACUAUCCUCUUCACUUGAUUCAAUCUUAUCUUACAUUGGAAAGUAAGAAACUUUGUUGCCCAUUUCACUUGUUUAAUUCUUUUUUUUCAAUUCACAGCAAUUGUUAAAGAAUCAAGAAAGAAUGGCAAUGGCAGCCUUCAAAUCCACAUCAAGAAGGGCAACAACAACAACAAGUGCAGCAACAUCAGAUAAAGAAACUUCAACAAAGCAGCACGCUUUACCAAGAAAAACAGUACCCUCAAGAAGAUCAAGGAGUGUGAGUGCAGUCUCAAGAUCCCAUCUUGUUGAUACUUGUUCAACAACAAGAACAACAGCAGAAGGAACAGCAACAGGGUCCACAGAUUUCUUGAUUAAAAGAGACAACCCGCUUUACUGGAGCAAUGUUUCUCCACCUGGUAAAGAAGUCAGUGAAGUUGUGGCUGACAAGGAAGAGUCUAAGAGUGCACCCACAAAGCCGAAUGCUGUUUGUGAUAGUAGGAGAGGGAGAUCCGUGUCAAGAAAGGCUGAUGCUGGAAGAAACGUUUCUGGGAUUGGUAGGAGUUUGUCUAGGGGUCCUGUUUCUAGAGGGAGGUCUGUGUCUCGGCCUCCUGGCUCUGGAGGCCAUUUCGUGAAUUCCGAGAGUGAUGCUGAACAAGAAGGGAGUUCGUUGAUGAAAUAUAUAAAUGGGAGUGGUGGUUUGAGUGAUGUGUCAAAUGCUGGGAGAAAUAGUGAUUUAGCGAGAAGGAGUUAUGAUAGUAAAUUUGAGAAGAUGAGAAGUUCGCCCAUGCGAUCAGAUGGAUCUGCUGCAGAUUUGCCUUCUUUGCCUUUUAGGAGCUGGGAAGAUGGAGGUUUGGGAAGCUCAUUUUCAGAAGCUGAAGAGAGAACUAUCAAAGCAGUCUGUGAACAAAUGCAGUCAUUCCAAGGGGAUAAUUUGGGAGAUGGCACCUCUAGUCGAAUAUAUGAAACUGUUCGGUCUGAAGUUAGACGUGCCAUUGCUGACAUCCAAAAUGACUUAGAAAGUACUAUCCGAAGGAGUAACACUACCGCUAUUGCAAUGGCCAACGUGACCGAUAUUCCUCCUGAUCUAGUCAACCCAAGUGCAGUUGAAUUAGUUUUGGACAUCAGAAGAGAAUAUGCCAAUAAGCUUGAGCAGUCCCAUGAACGGGCAAGGAAGCUUCGAGCAGACCUGGCUGUCGAGGAGCACCGUGGUUUAGAGCUUAGUAGAAUCUUGAAGGAAGUGCUUCCACAUCCCAGGACAUCAAAUGUGCAGAAACCCCGUGCUGGAAGAAAGUCCAGCAUUGAAAGAAGGAAGGUGUCAAAACGAUUAACAGAUGAAGCCAUGGCUUAUUUUGAUGAAUGUGUGUCGCUGUCAACAUUUGAUAGCUCUGACUUCUCAUCGCCAGAGGAUCCACCAAUAAGCUUUGUUGGUGUUUCUUCCCCUGUUGGUGAUUGUGCAUCCUUUUCCCAAGCAAGUUCUAACGCCGCAGCAAACUGCUAUCCCAACAGUUUCACUACCAAUAAACAGGAAUUGGUUAGUGCACAUAGCCACAGUGCAUCAGUGUUGUCAGCCACUGGAAGCAGCAAGGAGCCUACUCUAGAUGAAGUCAUUCUAAACAGCUCAGAAACACCAUACAGUCAGAGGUUUCAGUUUUCUUUUGCACGCAAGCCAAAUGAUUCCAUCGAAGUUCAGCAAGAUAUUAGGAAGUACGUCAAAAGCUUUGAGAAAGACAUGGAAAAAACUGGCGUCAAUUCAAAGAUUUUAAGAUCAAAUCACUUCGAUCUGGAUGAAUAUAAUUCGCAGGCCUCGAGGCAAAACUUUUUAUUUGACACAGUGUUCCUUAAUAACAGAAUUCAGUCGGGUAGUAUGCUACCAUGUGAUGGAGGCAUGGGAGUUUCAUUUUCGCCUUUUGCUGCCGUAAUCUAAAUGAUGUGUUUAGAUUCUUACAAAUUCAUUCUGACCAUCUGGAAUGUGGAGAACUUUUGUAAGCAAUAGGGUUAUAGUCUUUCAGACAUGUGAUUUAUGUAGAAGGGCUGAGAGCCUGAGACCUCUAAUUAGGGUCCCUAAACAAGCGUGUUGUAUGAAAAAGGGUUCCUUCAAGCA